AUGGAAAAGAAAAUAAUAUUACUGAUUUUAUUUUUAUUCUCAAUUUUUAAAUCAGGACAUUCAGUUGGUCGUCCAAUGUCAGUAGAUGUAAUAUUUGAUGAAAAAUCAUUUUCAAUAACUUUUGAAAGUUUUCGAUCAUACCCAACCCGUUUAAUUUUGUAUCAAAACGAAACAACACCAAGAUAUGAAAUGGCACCAAAUUAUUUUAAUUGUAGUCUAGUUAUUGGUAAUAGGAGACAUUGUUCAUUCCAUUCAGAUGAGCCAUUUUCAAGAUUAUGGGGUAGUAUAGAAAGUAAGGUAUGUGCAAGAGAAGUAUCAAGUCCAGUUGAAGAGUGUUCAUUUGAUCUUUCAUCUUUAGAUUAUCCAUUUGUAACUAAUUUGAAAUAUAGUAAUAAACCAAAAACAUCUGGAGGUGAUAUAGUAAUUACUGGUAAUUAUUUAAGAUCUAGGGGUGGUCCAAAUCACAUUCUAACUACAUUUGAUUAUAUGACAUCUUUUGUUGUUAAAGGUAAUUUCUCUGAUCCAUCUUUUGACUGUAAUAAUAUUACUGUAGUAGUUCCACCAGGCUCUGGAUAUUUUGAAUUUGCCUUUGAUGAAACUGGGGAUAAUCUUUUUCCAUUUUCAUACGAAUCACCUAAAAUAUCAAGUACUUUUUUUGACGGAGGGUACCUAAUAUUAUCAAUUAAUGGUGAUAACUUCUUUACAGAUAAAAGCUUGGUAGAGGUUUAUUUUGAUGAUAUUAAGCAAACAAAUUUUAUUAUUUCAGUAAAUCAUACACAAAUUCAAGUGAAUAACGUUAAUAGACCUGAUCUAGGCCCAAUUUCAAUUAGUGUUAAGGUAAAUGAAAUCCCGGCUGAAAAGAAUUAUACUCAUUGUUUCCCACCAUUAAUUAUAUCAGUAUCAUCAGUAUCAAAUUAUUCCGAUGGUAUUGUAACAAUUCAAGGAGACAAAUUAUUUUCUACUUUAAAUUCAUCAUUUACUCCAUCAAUUACAAUUGGUAAUAAACAAUGUACAUAUAUUAAAUCAAAUACAAAUGAAUUAAAAUGUAAAUUAGAUCCAAAUCAAAAUGGUGGUAAAAAUUUACCAGUUAACGUUAAUUUCGGUGGUUGUAAUUCAAUAAAUCCUCAUAGUGUAACAUUAACAUAUAAUACUCCAACGUUAUCAAGUGGAUCAUAUUCAAAUGGUUUUGUUACAUUAAUUGGUACACAUUUUGGUAAAAAUGAAGAAUCAUUCGUUCAAUUAUAUGGUAAUGGAAUUAAUGAUAAUAUUAAAAUUGACCAAUUAAAUGUAUCGUCUGAUGAAAAGAAUUUGACAUUUAAAUUACCUCUUUUAAGAUGUAGUACAUUUAAUAUUAAUUUCACUCGAGUGAAAUUGGUUGGUUCUAAUAUGACCUCAAAUACAAUUUCAAUCUCAGCAUCAUCACUAUUAAUAAAUGUAAUCAAUAGACCAAAUCUUUCAAACGGUUCAUUAAAUAUUGAAAUAUAUUAUAUGGAUUGUCCAAUUAGUUCAUCAUCACAACCAAGUAUUACAGUUGGUAAUUCAUCAUCAUCUACUCAAUGUUCAACACCAUCAUUACAAUAUUCAAAUUCUAGUUUCUAUGUAACAACAUGCUCAACACCAUAUGGCACUGGUAUCAAUAAACAAUUCAUUUUUCAAUUAAAUUCAGAUACAAUUAGUGAUGAAUAUUCGUAUGCUCCACCAAAUAUUGAGAAUCGUAAAUUUUCUAAAGGUCAAUAUAAUAUUACAUUUUAUGGAAAUAAUUUCGGUAACUCAAUAUCAUAUAUUAAAGUUUAUUUCAAUGGUAAUGAUAUUUCAUCAGAAAUUCUAACAUUAACAAAUAAUCAAUUAACUAUUAAAACAUUGAACUCCUAUGAAAAUGGUCCAAUUAAUAUUACAGUGGAUGGAAUUAAAAUGGAAUCAUUAUUUAAUUUAAAAUUUCCACCUGUUAUUUAUGGUAUAAUUAAUAAGGAUAAUAAAACAAUUGCUUGUGGAGGUUUUAUCACAGUUUCUGGUAAGAAUUUAUUGUCAAAUGGAGAUGAAUUCAAAGUUAAAGUAUUAGCAAAUUAUAAAAACACUACAAUAAUUGUUCAAAAUGAAAAGAUUUUAAUAGUUAGAGCUGAUUGUAAAGAGAGUCAACUCUCUGUUUCAACAUAUAUUGGAGAAGAUUUGGGACCAAAUGCAAUAUUAACAUAUUUAAAACCAAUGAUUACAGUUAUUCCAACCAUUAAAAAUAAUAAAGAUGGUAUUUCAAUAUCAGUUGGUGGUGUUAGUUUAUCAGGUAUUAUUUAUGCAAGUUUGGUAGUUUCAUCAACAAAUGUAUCUCUUUCAUGUAAUUUGCAAUGCAGUUUAUCACCAAAUGAGACAUUGUAUGAUAGUAACCCAAAACUAAGUUCAAAUGAAACUGAUAUUACAAAUAGUACCGAUUGUUUGUCAUGCCAUUCAAAUUCAUUUGUUAAUGAAACAUCAGGAGUAUUAUAUCUCCAAUUUAGCUCAACAUCAUUCCAUUAUGAUGUUAAAAUUGAAGAAAUUCAAUUACCAUUAUCUCCUCCAUCAUCAAACGGUAGAUCAUCCAAACUAUCAGGUGGGCAAUUGCAGGUAUUUCAAUUGUUUGUGUUGGUGAUACUGUUGGUGCUCUCAUCCUUCACCAUCAACCAGUAA
Messenger RNA from Dictyostelium discoideum AX4, 2658 nucleotides. It is a transcript of the gene tgrC2, whose product is annotated as IPT/TIG domain-containing protein. Gene Ontology annotation, cellular component: membrane. NCBI's taxonomy places the organism in Eukaryota, Evosea, Eumycetozoa, Dictyosteliales, Dictyosteliaceae. The transcript is spliced from 2 exons. The coding region runs from base 1 to 2658 and encodes 885 amino acids. The record is from RefSeq and is a predicted model, not a curated record.